AUGUCGGCCUCAGCAUCGACAGCAGCCAACUCGACAGGCAAGAGGGGCGCCUUUAUCGUCUUUGAAGGGCUCGACCGGUCAGGCAAGACGACCCAGCUCCAAAAGCUCGUGGACAGGUUGCAACAGGAUGGUGUCGAUGCCGCGGCGUGUCGUUUCCCAGGUGUGUUAUGCCUCAAUAUGAGCUGCAGAGUUCUAGGUGGAGAAUGACAGCUUAGGCGCGACGCGUCAGACCUCAUUCUCAUCUGACCCCCACUUGCGAUCGCCCCCCACCCAGACCGGACCACCUCGACGGGCAAGAUGAUCGACUCGUACCUCGCAUCCAAAUCGGACCUCGACGAUCGAGCGGUCCACCUUCUCUUCUCUGUCAAUCGUUGGGAAAGAGCGUGGGUUAUUGCAGUUAUGUGGUCUUCUCAAAGUGUCGACAGAAUGCGAAGCUGAUAAAGUCCGAGUAAAAUCUGCCUCCUCCCGAACUCUUUCUCACAACUCAAAUCUCGCUACGCGAACAUAAGAAAGGGUAUAUUGGACAAUUUGGAACAAGGAAAGACCAUUGUGUGCGAUCGUUAUGCCUUCUCUGGGAUCGCCUUCAGCGCUGUCAAGGUCGGUCCUCGGAUGCCACAGACCUCGGUUCUGCACCCAUGCUAAUUUUCAAGCCCACCUCCAUGACUCCCCAAAGGGUCUUUCAUACGAGUGGUGUCUCUCCCCCGACGUCGGUCUCCCCGCUCCCGACCUCGUCCUCUUCUUCAACGUAUCCGCCAAAGUUCAAAAACAGCGCGGUGGAUUCGGCCAAGAACGCUACGAAACGACCGAGAUCCAAAAGAACGUUCGAGCGAUGUUUGAGAAGAUUGGGAAAGAUGUAGGGCAUAGUUGGGAGGUCGUGGAAGGUGAUCGGGGGUUGGAGGAGAUCGGAGAGGAGGUUUUGGAGAGGGCGAGGAGAGUUAUUAAGGGAGAACUGGGACCGGUUCGGGAGUUGUGGAAGGAUCGGUCGGGUAAGGCGUAG
Messenger RNA from Microbotryum saponariae, 997 nucleotides. The record is from the annotation of a GenBank genome assembly. Lineage: Eukaryota; Fungi; Basidiomycota; Microbotryomycetes; Microbotryales; Microbotryaceae.